CAUACAUACAAAUAAAAGAGUGUGUGUGUAUAUAUGUGAGUGAUAAAAGCUAUAGAGAAGUGUAAGGACUUGAAGAUGGUAGGGUCCACUGAAAUGCCAUUGGGAAAGUGAUCCUUGAGGAUAAAGUGCCCUGGACAGGCCGUACAGUCUGCUGUACACCUCAGCCCAUUGUGACAGUGUUUCUGGGGUUCUAGAGUGCAGGUCCAAGGUGGGCAGGAGAAGUCCUGAAGAAGGAGGAGGAGAAAAAGGACUGAAGCGGGAUUUAGUGGGUGGGCUGUGCCCCCCUGCAGGAGCCGAAAAUCCCGAUGGGUCAGAAGGGCCAUAAAGACUCCCUUUACCCUUGUGAGGGCAGGACUUCUGUGAGCAGCCUCCAUGAGGCCCUGGACCAGUGCAUGAUCGCCCUGGACCUCUUCCUCACCAACCAGUUCUCAGAAGCACUCAGCUACCUCAAGCCCAGAACCAAGGAGAGCAUGUACCACUCGCUGACAUAUGCCACCAUCCUGGAGAUGCAGGCCAUGAUGACUUUUGACCCUCAGGACAUCGUGCUGGCUGGCAACAUGAUGAAGGAGGCACAGAUGCUGUGUCAGAGGCACCGGAAGAAGUCCUCUGUAACAGACUCCUUUAGCAACCUGGUGCAUCGCCCCACGAUGGACCAGUUCACAGAAGAGGAAAUCCACGCUGAGGUCUGCUAUGCAGAGUGCCUGCUGCAGAGAGCAGCUCUGACCUUCCUGCAGGAUGAGAACAUGGUGAGCUUCAUCAAGGGCGGCAUCAAAGUUCGAAACAGCUACCAGACCUACAAGGAGCUGGACAGCCUUGUGCAGUCCUCACAAUACUGCAAGGGAGAAAACCACAGACACUUUGAAGGAGGUGUGAAGCUUGGUGUGGGAGCCUUCAACCUGACGCUGUCCAUGCUUCCUACCAGGAUCCUGCGGCUUCUGGAGUUUGUGGGAUUUUCAGGAAACAAGGACUACGGGCUGCUGCAGCUAGAGGAGGGAGCGUCCGGACACAGCUUCCGCGCUGUGCUCUGUGUCAUGCUGCUGCUCUGCUACCACACCUUCCUCACCUUUGUGCUUGGUACCGGGAAUGUCAACAUCGAGGAAGCAGAGAAGCUCUUGAAGCCCUACCUGAAGCGAUACCCUAAGGGGGCCAUCUUCCUGUUCUUCGCCGGGCGGAUCGAAGCCAUAAAAGGCAAUGUUGACACAGCCAUCCAGCGGUUCGAGGAGUGCUGUGAGGCCCAGCAGCACUGGAAGCAGUUCCACCACAUGUGCUACUGGGAGCUGAUGUGGUGCUUCACCUACAAGGGCCAGUGGAAGAUGGCCUACUUCUAUGCCGACCUGCUCAGCAAGGAGAACUCCUGGUCCAAGGCCACCUACAUCUACAUGAAGGCCGCCUACCUCAGCAUGUUUGGAAAGGAGGAUUACAAGCCGUUCGGGGAUGAUGAAGUGGAGUUGUUUAGAGCAGUGCCUGGCCUAAAGCUCAAGAUUGCUGGGAAAUCUCUACCUACAGAGAAGUUUGCUAUCCGGAAGUCCAGACGCUACCUCUCUCCCAAACCGAUCUCAUUGCCAAUCCCUGCUCUGGAAAUGAUGUACAUUUGGAAUGGCUACGCUGUGAUUGGGAAGCAGCCGGAACUCACAGACGGGAUACUUGGGAUUAUCACCAAGGCUGAAGAGAUGCUGGAAAAGGGUCCAGAGAAUGAGUACUCAGUGGAUGAUGAGUGCUUGGUGAAGCUGCUAAAAGGCCUCUGUCUGAAAUACCUGGGCCGUGUCCAGGAAGCUGAGGAGAAUUUCAGGAGCAUCUCUUCCAAUGAAAAGAAGAUUAAAUAUGACCACUACUUGAUCCCAAACGCCCUGCUGGAGCUGGCCCUACUGUUUAUGGAGCAAGGCAGAAACGAAGAGGCUGUCAAACUCUUGGAAACUGCCAAGCAAAACUACAAGAAUUACUCCAUGGAGUCAAGGACACAUUUUAGAAUCCAGGCAGCUAUACUCCAAGCCAAGUCUUCUCUAGAAAAUGGCAACAGAUCCAUGGUCUCAUCAGUGUCCUUGUAGUUUUAUGCAGCACUCCCAGGCUGGAAGACAGAGACAGCUGGACAGAGCUCCUGGAAACAUUUCAAAAAGAUCCCCUCCCCCUGCCCUACCUUUGGGGUCCACCGGUGCUCCAGGGAUGGCAUGACAUAGGUAUCCAUGCAGAAGGGAAGCCGGCAUUUUCACCAGUGUGGCCAAGGGCCUUUACCAAGGACAGAGCAGGUAGAGCCCUCUGCCUGCCCUAUUACACAUACGGGUACUUGUUUUUCACUGUGAUGUUUAAGAGAAUGUAUGAACAGUUUACAUUUUCCUUAGAAAUAUAUUAAUGGGAUCACAGUUGGCUAAAAAAACAAACACCACCACCUGUAAAUCUUUGUUUUAACCCACACUGAUCUGGAGGUAAACCUAUUUAUGAUACUUUUCAAAAUUCAGCAAUGUCUCCACUUCCAGGGCCAGAAGGGCCAUCAGGGCUUCUGAGGGUUGGGUGUAGAGGUUGCACACUGACACCCACUACCUUACUACUUACUCUUCAUUUCCACUCCCUUAGUCACUAUCCAAUUUAAAACAAAAUUGAAUGGAAAUUACUUCACUAAAAAGACACUUGAGUUCUUCUGUAGGAAAAAGAGAAAAAAGUCAAUCUUUAUCGGUAAGAAAUGGGAGUUGCUGAGGCCUCACAGAAGGGGGGCUGUGUGGCCCUUUCUAUGCCAAAGCCAAGAGGGAAGGUUCUCAGACACCAGUCCACAUCCUCACUGUAUGCCACACUGAAACUAGGAGUAAUUUACAAAACAAGAUUCUUUUGUACUUCACUAUGAGGUACAUUUUAUUUACUGACAACAUUUUUCUUAGAAUGGUUAUUCCUGGCCUGUUGUGUAUGUUUUAGAUUUUUCAUUUAAGAGAAAGGAGAUAUUUAAGUAAUAAAACAUAUACUUAAGAGAUCAUGCAACAUUUAUUUCAGUAAAAUGUGUUGCUUGAAUUCUUGGGCAAGGCAGAAGGUCUGAUCAGAAGCCAUAUGGCCCAGGUAUGUUUUAUUUAGACAACAUGAUGCCUUAAAUGUUUUUAAAAUAACUUAACAUUUAAAAAUGGGGAGAUUUCACAAAUAAAUCUGGUUUCUGGACUCUUAUUUAAGAAGAAAAUCUAAUCUGGUGACAUUGGGCUCAUCCCUAUAAGACAAUAAGGUAAUCAGUUGGAACUGGGUAGAGGCUACUCUAAACACUUACAUUACCCUUCUGUCCCUAAAAGCAUCUGAAUUUUCAAACUCUGGGGCUGUUACAGUAAAAACUCAGUGGCCAGACACCAAGCUUACCAUUCACAGCCUAAUGACAGCAUACGAUUUCCCUGAAGGAAAAAAAUCAUGUAUAUAGUAAAUAUGCAUCUGUGAAAUGUGACUCCUAAAAUACAUGAAUGCAAUUUCUGUAAAGGAAAGAACCACAAACAACUUUAACAAUCUUCCAGCAUUGCUGGAUUUUUAGCAAACUUCUGAAUUUGCCACGGGCUGGGUAGAUUAAUCUAUUAACAUUUUCAACUAGCUUUCUGUGAAGUCACAGGUUUUAAGUAAAGCAAUAUUCUCAUUAGGAAAACAAAGCAGGAAACCCUCAAUCAAGAUCUUUUGCACUUAGGGCAUAAAUGCUAUUAAAAAUUUUUCUCAUUAGACUACACCCAAGAAUGCUCUCCACCGACAGCAAGCCCUCUGUAAGCUUGCUCUCUAAAGCCUGUAUUCUGGGAGACCAGCCUCUUCUAGGUUGUUAGGCAGGGCAGGGUGAGAGGAAUGACUAGAACCAGGCUGCUGAAUAAGGGUGGCCUUCUGUGGUUCCUUCACAUAUUGGAAGGCUAAUACCUACUGCUGUAUUUAAAAAAAACAAAACAACAACAAAAAAAAAACCCAGAAAAAAACAGCACACAGGAUAUACCAAGCACAGCUUGCAAAAUUGGAGUUAGCAAAAAAACUUUUCUUUAAACAUUCAUUAUAGGCACUUUUAUUUUAAAAAAAUUUAUGCCAGGAUGGUUUCCUUGUCAAUGUUAUUACUGAUUUCCUGCUGGGCUUCAUUAAUUAGCUUAUGUCACCUUACCUCUGUCUUGUCACAGCUACAGUCUGGCUGGUAAGAGCAAUCAGUGGGUUUUGUCUCCUUUAUCCCCCCUGCAGCUUGAGAUAGUCUAUUAAAAACAUGUUUGUGAAAUUGGGUGAAAAUGUCAGGUGUCUAACAUCGUAUCCUUGUGUGGAAGCUUUGAAGGUGAAAAUUCUGUCCUGGGCUUCUUGUUCUAUCUUCUUUUAGCCAUUUCUGGUUGUUAAUUCUCUUAAUAGUACAGAGCUUUCCAGCACAUAUGCCCUGGAGAGGCAACUAUCAGGUGGAGAAUCCUGGCCUAGAAGUAAGGAGGCCUGAAUUUCUAGUCCCUGCUUUAUUACUAAUUUUCAUAAGUAACCUUGGGAAAGUUAUGGGCCUGCUCAAAAAUUAAUAAUUUGCACUAGAUUAAGGCUCUUUCCUGCUGUCAGUGGUUCUGAUUCUGACUCUGGUCAACUAUAUUUUUGGAUUUUCAUAUCCAGAGUAAGACAAGAGAUAGACACCUCCCUACAUUUUGCCAAAGCCUUAUAUACCUAAGCAACUCAACCAGAAAUUAUAGGCUUUCUCAAUCAAAGGUCUCUAUAGUAGCCCAGCACACUUGGAGAGCAAAUAUCUUCAUUUGGGUAAAGUCUAAAACCCUAUUACACAGAAGAAUCCACCAUUAAGAAGCAGCAACUGUGUAACAUGAUCUAAAUAGAACCUCAACAAAGGAAAGUCUACCUCUGCCUCUCACUGGUCACAGGCCCUUAGACUUACAGGGUGGCUGCCAGCAGUGUGCUGGUCCCUAUCAGCUCUCCCAUGUGUUGGCAGGAUUCCCUACUCCUUAUCUCUCAAGUCAGAAUGGGAGUGUUUCCAAGACAGCUUUCGUCAUUCACAGCAAAAAGUCAUAACCUGACACCAAAGCCAGGACCCUCAAAGGCCAAUGCCAACACAAGACUUGGCUGAGGCCCAGGUGGACGAGUUCCAGCAACUGAAGAACAGCACCAGGAGGUUUUCAGAAAGCCUCAGCCUGCUGAGUGCUUGAAUCAUGGAGAAAAAAAAAAA
Messenger RNA from Mustela erminea (ermine), 5122 nucleotides. It is a transcript of the gene TTC39A, whose product is annotated as tetratricopeptide repeat domain 39A. The record is from RefSeq and is a predicted model, not a curated record. The transcript is spliced from 18 exons. The coding region runs from base 306 to 2045 and encodes 579 amino acids. NCBI's taxonomy places the organism in Eukaryota, Metazoa, Chordata, Mammalia, Carnivora, Mustelidae. Gene Ontology annotation, molecular function: protein binding.